Linum trigynum is the source of this 1822-nucleotide messenger RNA. The record is from the annotation of a GenBank genome assembly. Lineage: Eukaryota; Viridiplantae; Streptophyta; Magnoliopsida; Malpighiales; Linaceae.
GCUAUUUAUUGAGUUUUUGCUUCUUCGUCUCCCCCACUGAAUCGUUCCCACCACACGACUCACCCAACACCAUUUUCUUCUUCUUUCCUCUUUUGUCUCUUUUUCGAUAUAUCUAGAACUCGAAUCUGUCAGAGAAACACUGAUCAGUGAGUAAUUAAUGUCUUUCAUGACGUCCACCACGGCGGCAGGGCCGCCGUCCGACGAGAGAUUCAAUGCCUACGCUGCCGCUUGCGCCAUCGUAGCUUCCAUGAUUUCCAUCAUCUUUGGAUACGAUACGGGAGUGAUGAGUGGAGCGAUGAUCUUCAUAAAAGAAGACCUCCUAAUCAACGACACACAGGUCCAGGUCCUCGCCGGGAUCCUCAACAUCUGCGCCCUCGUCGGCUCCCUGAUGGCCGGCCGAAUCUCCGACUUAAUCGGCCGCCGCUACACCAUCGUCCUCGCCUCCAUCAUCUUCCUCCUCGGCUCCGUCCUCAUGGGCUGGUCCCCUGACUACGCCGUCCUCAUCACCGGACGCUGCGUGGCCGGCAUCGGCGUCGGUUUCGCCCUUUUGAUCGCCCCCGUCUACUCCGCGGAGGUCUCCUCCGCGAAAUCGCGAGGAUUCCUCACCUCCUUACCCGAGUGGGGGAUCGCGAUCGGAAUCCUCCUCGGAUACAUCUCCAACGUCGCCUGCGCCAAGCUCUCGCUCCGCCUCGGCUGGAGGCUAAUGCUCGGGAUCGCGGCGGUCCCUUCCCUCCUCCUCGCGAUCGGGAUCCUCAAAAUGCCGGAAUCCCCGCGGUGGCUGAUCUCGCAGGGGAAAUUGGGGAAAGCGAAGAGGAUCCUCUUCAAAGUGUCGAACUCCCCUGAAGAGGCAGAGAAGCGGUUCCGAGACAUCAAGAUCGCGGCGGGGAUCGACGAGGAUUGCGAUUCGGAGUUCGCGGAGGUGCCGAAGAAGGAAUCGGGAGGGAAAGGAGUGUGGAAGGACCUUCUGCUGCGGCCCACGCCGGCCGUGAGGAGGAUAUUAGUCUGUGCUGUGGGGAUACAUUUCUUCGAACACGCGGUGGGCAUUGAGGCAGUGGUACUCUACAGCCCGAGGAUUUUCAAAUCGGCCGGCGUCACGGAUAAGCACAAGCUUCUCCUCGCGACGGUCGGCGUCGGCCUCACGAAAUUCACCUUCAUUGUGCUCUCGACUUUCCUGAUGGACCGGGUCGGGCGGCGGAGGCUGCUGCUGACCAGCUUUGCGGGGAUAAUCGGGGCGUUGAGUCUGCUGGGGACGUGUCUUACGAUUGUGGAGAGGCAUCACGGGGAGAAGAUUUUGUGGGCCUUGGGCCUGAGCAUUGCUUCGUGUUAUACGUUUGUGGCAUUUUUCAAUAUUGGGGUGGCACCCGUGACGUGGGUUUACAGCUCGGAGAUUUUUCCGUUGCGGUUGAGGGCGCAGGGGUAUAGUUUGGGAGUGGCGGUGAAUAGGCUGAUGAACGCGAUGAUCUCGAUGACGUUUAUAUCGUUGUACAAGGCGAUUACGAUCGGCGGUGCGUUUUUUCUGUUCGCCGGGGUGUCGUUGGUGGGGUGGAUUUUUGUGUACACUUUGUUUCCGGAGACGAAAGGGAGGUCGUUGGAGGAGAUGGAGGAGCUGUUUGGCGGAGGGAAUAGGAAGAGUGAUGAGCUUGAAGGCCGGGUUUAGGAGAAUUUUUAUACUUUACAUACAUUGUAGUUUCUGUUGUUUUGUUUUUUCUUCACUAUCUCAAAUCAUUUUUAAAUGUAGUGAUGCUAUUGAUAUUGUUUGGUUUGAUUCGGUUCAAAAGGAGGGAUAGUUCAUUUUCAACAGGAAUAUAGAUUUGUAUUUGAA